Molecule: messenger RNA, 885 nt
Organism: Populus euphratica (Euphrates poplar)
Lineage: Eukaryota; Viridiplantae; Streptophyta; Magnoliopsida; Malpighiales; Salicaceae
Exons: 1
Coding region: 1-885 (294 amino acids)
Biological process (GO): shoot system development; root development
Source: RefSeq, a predicted model, not a curated record
AUGAACUCCUUUUCCUCUCUUCUUCAAGAUAUCAAGAACCUAGAAUCCUCAUUAACCGAAAACUCCUUAUCCCUUCGAUGGUGUUCAGAAGCCACAAAUCUCCUCAGGAAGAUGCACUUUCAGUUUCUUGAUAUAUUUCAGGAGUCUGAGGAACCCGUGUUCUGGGAUGGGGGGAACUAUAUGGAUGAGUACAUGGAAGAUUCUUUACAUAUCCUGGAUUUUUGUAACGUUCUGCGAUCAGCCAUUUCUACGAUGGACAGGUACCGUUUAAUAGUUGAUGUUGCUGUUAAAAGAUUUUCUGAUGAAGGGUAUUCAGGUUCUGCCAUGAUUAUGACUGAAAUUGAGAAAUUAGAAAGAGAAUGGCUGAAGCUAUAUGGUAUUGAGAACUGGAAAAAUGUGAAUCUAUGCAAGGCAGGAAGACCGAAAACAAAGACCAAGGAUAAUAGAUUAUGUGCAGCAAAUGUUGUACGAAGAACCAUGAAUACUGUCUGUUUGCUCUUGUUUUGUGCAAUAUUCUAUCCAGUUUCAAUAGAACUGGAUGAGGAGGUUUAUAGAGAUUUUCCUCAACUAAAGCUAUUCUCAUCUUCACUGAGGAAGCUUGUUUGUUGCUUCUUCGAGGAGCGACAAGGUGUCAAGGAUAACUCAAGGCCAGUUCUAGUCGAGACUAAAAUGGUAGAGGGCGCAGUUGAGGAAUUUAAAGUUCAGAUUCUGAAUGGUGGCGUGCCUCUGAAUAAAGAGAAGUUGAAAAAAACCAUUGAUUCACUGCAGAAUAGUUCCCUGGCUAUGAAGGAAGGCCUUGGAAUGCUUGAUUCUGUUGUUAAUGAGCUGUUUCAAGAGGUAGUGAAAGGAAGGAAUAUGAUUCUAGGUUUAGUUGCUUCAAGCUAG